Molecule: messenger RNA, 1711 nt
Organism: Mirounga angustirostris (Northern elephant seal)
Lineage: Eukaryota; Metazoa; Chordata; Mammalia; Carnivora; Phocidae
Gene: PDE6D
Product: phosphodiesterase 6D
Exons: 5
Coding region: 200-577 (125 amino acids)
Biological process (GO): sensory perception of light stimulus
Cellular component (GO): cytoplasm
Source: RefSeq, a predicted model, not a curated record
GCGCUCCGAGACAAGGGGGAAGGAGAAGGGAUCAGGAGCGGGAGCUGAGGGGAGGGAGAGGCCGGUCCGGGUCUGGCCGCGGCAGCUGCUCGCCCGAGGUCUCCAGGCCGGGCUGCGGCUCCGUCCUCCGUUCCUGGGCACCGUCUGCGAAGCUCCGCCGGGCCAGCGUGGGAGAGCCGCAGGCGGCGACCGCCGCAUCAUGUCAGCCAAGGACGAGCGGGCCAGGGAGAUCCUGAGGGGCUUCAAACUAAAUUGGAUGAACCUCCGGGAUGCUGAAACAGGGAAGAUACUGUGGCAAGGAACAGAAGACCUGUCAGUCCCUGGAGUGGAGCAUGAAGCCCGUGUUCCCAAGAAAAUCCUCAAGUGCAAGGCAGUGUCUCGAGAAUUGAACUUCUCUUCAGCAGAGCAAAUGGAAAAAUUCCGCCUGGAACAGAAAGUUUACUUCAAAGGGCAAUGCCUAGAAGAGUGGUUCUUCGAGUUUGGCUUUGUGAUCCCGAACUCCACAAACACCUGGCAGUCCCUGAUAGAGGCAGCGCCCGAGUCCCAGAUGAUGCCUGCCAGCGUGCUAACUCUUUAGCAUGGCACUGCUUUCAUCUCUACUUUUUCUGGAACACGAACCCAGCCCCAUGAUGUGAAGACAUUUAUCAGACCGUAGGAUCACAACUGUAUUUUACUCCAGAGAUCGACUGAUCUUGCGUUCCCGAUGCUUCAGUUGCUGCUUUCCGAGAACGUACAACGUACCCAAACAAGACCCAUGACCUUAACGUUUGUGUUUGAGACAUGAUAUGUAGUGGUUCUCUUCUGCAACAUAGAUGCUCCCUUUGUUUGUUUGUUGUCGCUUUUAACUUUUCUCAUACCUUUAUGAUGUACCUUUGCUAAAGAGGUUUCCAGAAAGGGUAGAAGUUCCAAGCUGGCAGAGUAGAGACUCUUCUAUUCUUACGUGAGAGGAUAGAAGUUCCAGAAUGGAGAAAAGAUCUCCCCGAAGUCAUGUGGAGAACAAUGGGAACGCAUCUGGGAUGGGGUGGGUGCUGGGAGGCCUUAAAACCCAGGCAGAGGAAGCCAGCGUGGGAGACAGUGAUGGUAGCUGGGUGCCCACAAGUCUGACAUGACAGAGAAGGGUUCUUUUUUAGGAACUUAACCCUGAGCUACCAGCAGCCUUCGCUGUUCUUUAUACAAUACCAGCAAUUAAAGGGCUUCCAGUUCACACAGUAGUAAGGGUCUGAGGCCACAGGGGAGGAGGAUACACCCAGAGAUGGGCUCUCUCUGGCAUAGCCCCUGCUCAUAUAUUCCUCCUCUGCUUCUGUCCAUUACCAAAGGGUCUGCCAGCGUCUGUGGAUGGGGAGGGGAAGGACAUUUUUAGUGGACUAUCACCAUCUUUCAGUGAUAAUUCCAUUCCUCACGUGAGGGCUCUUGUCUUCAAAAGCUAAUUUUUAAAUACCAAGAUUGGAUGAAAAAACAAAGUUAAAACGAAUCCACAUUUCCUUUUGCUUUCUGGAAAUGCCAUCUCUUCUCUCAGAGUGAACUCGCCCCCUUUCCCUGAACUACGUCUGUCCCCAGAAUUCCAGCAGGGAAGGCUCUCAGGGAACUGGACACCUCACAGUGGCGAGAGGCUGUCCCAGGGAAGCUUCUCUCCCUGCUUAGAGCCUCCUUCACUGCCCUUCUCCACUUACUCACCCAGCCAGAACUCUCAGGGACACACUUCUUUGCCAAC